AUGUCGGCCGAAAUGCCUGCGCAAUGUCUGCGCCGUACUCUGAACCGGUUGAACGGAGUCGGUUACAGCGAGUCUGUCACGCGUCCUUGGUCGCAAUUGAAGACCAGCUUCAGAAACGCAUACCCUGGUCUCGGCGUCGACGAGAACGACGACCGCGGCCCCGGUACCCACGUCGAUACAGAUGGAGACAAAGGGAACCACCGCCACCAGACUGCCGGAAGGUCUACGAACAGCGACAAUGGAAAAGAUACAGAUGGCCAGGAUGACGACCCGGCCCAUCGUACUCCCCCUCCCCCGUCUUCCUUUCGCGCUUGGGCUCUGGCAAACGUCCAUCGCCAAGUUCUCUGCCUCGCCGUUGCAGAAGAUUUCAAAACCCACCUAGCCAUGUCCACCAAAGACAAGAGGAUCAACCGCCUCAUACACCCCGACGCCUGGACGGACGUCAUUCAGCCUACGGACGGAAUCAGCGAUCCGCAGCCCGGCAGUCCUCCCUCUUCUCUUACUACUAUCGAGGUUCUUUCUGCUUCGCCCGGGAACGACGUCGCAAAGUCCAAGGCAAACGCCCGGCCAUCCUCCAUGAACGCAAACGUCUAUCCAGCACCGUCCAACGCCGAGGCUCCACAGCCCGGUCUCAUUGACGAUUCUGCGAAGCCUAUCGGACCUGCCGCUCCUCGGUCUGGUGUUGUCUCCCAAGGCAGUUUCCCGACACAACCUCCAAUCGAUCCCCCACUUCAAGGCAGCUUCUGCGGCGCAGAAGUUGCAGGAUUCAACCCCAAUAACCACUACGUCAACUCCAACCGCGAGAGAGACCCGGACUCCGUUUCUCAACAUACAGAUUCGCGUGACUUCGACCUUCCCGAAACACGGCAAGACGCUGAAUCCGAGGUGCGCUGUCUGGUCGAAUCCCCAGCUGUUUCCCGAGUCUUCAACAGUUCAGAGCAUCACGACAUGGAGAGCACCCAUUGUACUCGACUGGCCGAGUCGGACGAAGCCAGAAAUCUUCCUUCUGAAUGUUGCUCCGGCAAUGAUCGUGUCAUGGAAGGGUCUGCGGGUGAAAAUCUGCGCACUAAGACCACUCAGCCUCGUUACGUUGACAGCAAGCCCUACAUGAACCUUAAGCGAUCACAGGAGGCUUGCGAUGCGGAGAAAGAAGCUGGAAAGAAUGUCGGUUUCAUCUCCUCUCUCGUGGCGUCCGAAGACCCCCACACGUGGACUGAGAAGAAGAUCACGAGGCUUUCCCGGCAGGUUCAAGAGAAGGCUUUGAUCCUGUUUCCCGUGCAUGAAGAUAUGAAUCACUGGGUAUUGUAUACUUGGUUCGACGAAAAGAAAGUUCUUCGCCGGUACGAUAGCCUACGCUCCAAUCUCAGCCGGACUGCAUUGGAUAUUAAGUCUAAGACAGUGGUCGAUAUCAUUUGCGUCUUGCGACAUCUCUCGCCAGGAGAUGUUGAAAUUGUAGAAGAAUCUUGCCUGCAGCAGCAGAACAACUACGAUUGCGGUCUGUAUGCCCUGCACUCUGCCCACGACGUCGCCGGAGAAAAAGAUUGGGCCGCGCCCUCUCCUGACUCUGCUCUUCACCGCGUAUGGAUUGGUCAUGUUGCGGAUGUUUGGAAACUCCAGCAUCGAGACCGUCGCGAGGCUACCCUUGCCUUCCUGGCCGACAAUAUCUACAAGCUGCACACCCAGCACACUCAAUGUCUUCGUCGGACUGUCAAGAGCGCAGAGGAGUACGCGCAAUUACAGGAACAAAGGGAGCGCUUGGACAAAAUCAAGCAGGCUGCCGCUCUUGUGUCCGCGCAGUAUCACCCGUCUUUGCGAGGUCUCUUCACGAGCAGCGGCGCCGUGGCCAUGGACGGAUUUGCUUCUUCGGCUAAGGUAGCUAUGAGAGUGAUCAACGAUGUUCGGCUAACGGAGCUGGAGCUGCAAGACCAUAACCGGCGGGUUGGCCUCGGCUAUCGGCGCUGUGUCGUCUUGAUCAUCGUCCUUCGCAAGGCGGUUUCGAGGUUUCGGAAGCAGGAAGCGUCACCAUAG
This is a messenger RNA of Colletotrichum karsti, 2028 nucleotides long. RefSeq lists its product as uncharacterized. The record is from RefSeq and is a predicted model, not a curated record. The transcript has 4 exons. NCBI's taxonomy places the organism in Eukaryota, Fungi, Ascomycota, Sordariomycetes, Glomerellales, Glomerellaceae. Bases 1 to 2028 code for a protein of 675 amino acids. Gene Ontology annotation, biological process: proteolysis. Gene Ontology annotation, molecular function: cysteine-type peptidase activity.